Molecule: messenger RNA, 369 nt
Organism: Rotaria sp. Silwood2
Lineage: Eukaryota; Metazoa; Rotifera; Eurotatoria; Philodinida; Philodinidae
Source: the annotation of a GenBank genome assembly
AUGGACGAGAAUGGAUCUCUUUAUGUCGUUGACUAUGGCAAAGAUGAAGUAAGACGAUAUCGAAGAGGAGAAUCUCAAGGAACAGUGGUUGCAGGUGGCAAUGGACGUGGAAAUCGUUUCGAUCAACUCUCUUCUCCCGCAUACGUAUUCGUCGAUCGAGAUCAUUCAGUGUACAUAUCUGAUUGUGGAAAUGAUCGUGUGAUGAAAUGGGUGAAAGGUGCAAAACAAGGCAUUGUCGUAGCUGGUGGUCAAGAACAUGGAAAUGAUCUUACACAAUUGUCAUAUCCUCAAGGAGUCGUUGUCGAUCAAUUGGGCACUGUCUAUGUAGCUGAUGCAGAGAAUGAUCGAAUCAUGCGUUGGCCUAAAUAA